AUGCUAAGCUAUCUUGGUUUCGCAAAAUUUUCGUCCUCCUUUCGAACGAAAUAUCAGAGCUGUGUCUCUUUCCUCUCUCGGAGGAAAAGUAGUUUAAAGAAAGGAGAGAUCGAAGGAAGAUCUCAGACAUGGAUGCCCUAGAUUCCGUCGUCGAUCCAUUGAGGGAGUUCGCUAAGGAUAGUGUUCGCCUCGUCAAGCGUUGCCACAAGCCCGAUCGGAAAGAAUUCACGAAGGUCGCGUUUCGUACGGCUGUCGGCUUCGUUGUGAUGGGAUUCGUUGGGUUCUUCGUAAAGCUAAUCUUCAUCCCCAUCAACAACAUCAUAGUCGGAUCUGUUUAGGUAAUAUGGAGUUGCAGGGAGUAUCCCAUCAACAUGGAUAAUUAUGGAGGGAAAGGAAGCUGAACACUUUAGGAACUUGUUCUAUGUAUGCAUCUCAUUUGCUUAGGUAGAUAGAGUUUUUUGAGUUUAGUGGAUUAGAGUUUGGUUUCUUUUAAGCUUGAUUUUUUUGUUCUUAAUGAAGAUCUGCAACCUCGCGUAGGUUUGGCCCACUCGUUUUUGCAACUGUUUUAAUCGUUUGGGUUUUGCAGCCUGCUUUAAGUUUGCUCAGAUGUAACUUUAUUCAAUUAGCUAGCAGCGGUUACUUGAUGCAA
Molecule: messenger RNA, 649 nt
Organism: Macadamia integrifolia
Lineage: Eukaryota; Viridiplantae; Streptophyta; Magnoliopsida; Proteales; Proteaceae
Product: protein transport protein Sec61 subunit gamma
Exons: 3
Coding region: 129-338 (69 amino acids)
Biological process (GO): post-translational protein targeting to membrane, translocation; protein targeting
Cellular component (GO): Ssh1 translocon complex; membrane
Molecular function (GO): transmembrane protein transporter activity
Source: RefSeq, a predicted model, not a curated record